AUGCGGGAACCCUUGAGGUAUUAUGAGAACAACGUGGUGGGCCUUUUGAACCUGGUGAAAGUUUUGAAAAGGCACCACGUGAGCAAGUCCUUAGUGCUUUCGAGCUCCUGCACAGUGUAUCGCCCCUCUGAUGCAAAGAUCUCGGAAGAUUCGCUGCUGGAGCCGACGUGCCCCUAUGGGAAUACGAAGCGUGUGCAAGAAAGUAUGCUACAAGAUUUGGUGGAAUCAGAUGGUUGGACUGUAUCUUGCUUAAGAUAUUUCAACCCAGCAGGUGCUCAUUCCAGUGGCUUUCUGGGCGAAGUCCUUUAUCCCUCCUCGCCGUUGAUGCUCGUCCCACUGCUGCGGCAAGUGGCUCUGGGACAGCGGAAAGAAUUGAAGAUCUUUGGGGAUGACUAUGACGCGAAAGAUGGCACAGCCAUGAGGGAUUACAUCCACAUUCAGGAUCUUGCAGAUGCUCACGUGGCAGCACUGCAGCACUUACUAGCCGGAGAAGCAGCAUUUCAUGUUUUCAACCUGGGUACUGGGUUUGGCAGAAGCGUCCUUGAGGUUCUCCAAGCGUAUCAAGAUGCUUCUGGGUGUGAGCUGCAGUACAAAAUUGAACAGCGGCGUGCUGGAGAUGCUGCAGUUGCAGUGGCAGACUCAAAAUUAGCAAAUGACUUGCUGGGAUGGUAUGCCCAUAGGGGUUUUGAAGAGAUUAUGGCCUCCGAUUGGACAUUUGCUCUUCAUACAAAAGGCAACGAUUCGCUGUACAAUGAGUCUUGUUUCAUAUCUCAGCAUCUAGUUCCUGAGCCAUAUGAGGUGGGAAAUGUGUACCGGGCAAUGGUGAAGGAGAUUCAAAAAAGCCUCAAAGCAGGUUGGGAGCAUGAGCAUUCAUUCUUGGUCACCAGCAUUGGACACUACCCAGUAUGUCAUUGA
Durusdinium trenchii is the source of this 915-nucleotide messenger RNA. The record is from the annotation of a GenBank genome assembly. NCBI's taxonomy places the organism in Eukaryota, Dinophyceae, Suessiales, Symbiodiniaceae.